This is a messenger RNA of Ostrinia nubilalis (European corn borer), 2169 nucleotides long. RefSeq names its product facilitated trehalose transporter Tret1-like. The record is from RefSeq and is a predicted model, not a curated record. Gene Ontology annotation, molecular function: transmembrane transporter activity. Bases 683 to 2152 code for a protein of 489 amino acids. Gene Ontology annotation, biological process: transmembrane transport. The transcript has 3 exons. NCBI's taxonomy places the organism in Eukaryota, Metazoa, Arthropoda, Insecta, Lepidoptera, Crambidae. Gene Ontology annotation, cellular component: membrane.
UUAUUUAGAACAAAUUUUAUAUUAACUACCCACUAAACAAAAUAAUAACCACAAGCUAAUUUGUAUUCCAUUCUAUGCACCAAUCAAAUUAUUUUGUAAAUAGUUUAUCGUGAAAUAUUUUUGCCAAAUGAAACAUUUGGCAAAACAUACUUUGCCAAACAAUAAUUUGCUAAACAAUAAUAUGCCAAAAACGACAUUUGCGAAUUAAAAGUUUGAAAUAAGUUGUUUUGCCAAAUGAAAAUUUGCGAAACGUUGUUUGCGAUGUGAUAAUUUGGGAAACGUUUUUUUGGCCAAACAUUAGUAAUCCCUUUCAACGACUAAAGUUCUACGACAUAAAGUACCUAUGUACUAUCGGCAACAGUGUUAACUGCCUAUUGCCAGUCAUGUCAUCUCGUUCUGUCGCAAAGAAUCACCAUUUGAUGAGAGCGAGAGCAAAAACGUUAAUGGAUAGUUAACAGUGUGGCCGUGUGUACAUCUGUUUUAUUCGUAACUGAGGAAUUUAGUACAUGCUGCUAUUCUGAUACCAGAUUAUUCACGCGAUUGUUGAACGGGUUAAAACUUCUUUUUUGCUGUAACAACUCACAGUCGCAACUUAAUAGUUAUGUAGGCAAGGUGUUCAGUUAUGAGUGCGUGGUUUUGAAAAAUAAAUAUUUACGCUCAUUUUUAAUAUAUUUCGAGUAAAAUGGGAGGUGACAGUGAUAACAAUAAAUUUCCAUGGAAGUUAUUUCUGAGACAGGCGAUGGUGUGCAGUUUGGCGUGGACGUUUUACUUCAUGUUCGGUCUUGUGCUGGGCACGCCGACCGUCACCAUUCCGCAGCUGCGGGCCAACUCCACGACCCUCGUGAGCGAUGCGAUGGCGUCGUGGAUAUCUUCCAUCGUCGGCUACAUCGGGAUGAUAUGGGUUUUUGUAAUGACCAUUUCCGCGCACCUAUUUGGCCUCAGAAAGACUAUAUCACUGCAAGCUACCAACGCGUGUGUGGCGUUUGCCGUUCUCUUCUUCAGCCGGGACGCGGUACAAGUGCUGGUCAGCCAGGUCAUCCACGGCGCCACGGCCGCCAGCCAGACCUCCACCAUGCUACUCCUUCUCACAGAAUGCACCACCCCCAAAUACCGUGGCCUGUUCAUCACCAUCAAGUCUGCUUCCUUUUUUUGGGGCAUCUGGGUGGCCAACGCUCUGGGAAUAUACUUCCCUUACAAUUACAUAGGGUUACUCGGCGUCCUUUGUAACGUGUAUGUCUUUAUUAUCAUGCUUGUGAUGCCCGAGUCGCCUUACUGGCUGGCGAAAAAGGAGAAGUACGAUAUAUGCGCUAAGUCUCAUCGCUGGUUGAAGGGAGCCGGCGACGAGUCGGAAAAGGAAUUAGAAUCUUUGAUAGCCGUUCAGAGAGAAUACAAAAGUUGCAGCAAGCCCAAAAAAUCGUUGCUCCAAUAUAUUAAAAUCUACACUUCUGCUGUUUGCCAGCCAGAGACGUAUAAGCCGCUCGCUCUAACCUUUCUGAUGCACAGCAUGUACCACAUGUCAGGGAAAUUGGUGUUUACCAUUUAUUCUAUUGAUAUUUUAAAAAAGAUUACAGGUAGCCAGUCCACAGCCCAUAUAGGAAUGUUAGUAUUGGACGGAAUUACCGUUUUGGGGAUGUACACUGGAUGUGGUCUGACUAGAGUAUUGAAAAGGCGGACCAUGUUAUUGGGAGCAACGUCCAUAGCUACAACGUUUCUAUUCAUAAUUUCCGCCUACUUAUACAUGAUUCGGUUUGGCGUAAUAAUUGAGAACGGAUAUGUUUCUGUGGCAUUGCUGAUGGCGUUUUCGUUGGCCAUAGCCUGCGGGCCGUUGAUAAUGUCAUCGUCCAUUGGCGGUGAACUGUUGCCUAUACGGUUUAGGAACUUCUGUUUGUGUAUAGGGGCGUUCUUCACUAUUUUAAUCUUGGGGAUCAGUCUGAAGAUCGCUCCGAGUGUAAUGAAAUGGUUCGGCACUGAAGGCUCUUUUCUCUUUUUCGCGAUCACCUCAACGAUCCUGAUAGUAAUUGCGUACAAAUAUUUGCCCGAGACCAAAGAUAAAACGCUCCUAGAAAUAGCAGAACAUUUUAGGAAAGAGCAAGUAUUGCAAUCUGAAGUAGAGUCGCUGACAAAACAUAAUGUAAACCAAAGGCAAUUGUAGUUUUAAGUAACCUAGUA